This is a messenger RNA of Medioppia subpectinata, 1074 nucleotides long. The record is from the annotation of a GenBank genome assembly. Lineage: Eukaryota; Metazoa; Arthropoda; Arachnida; Sarcoptiformes; Oppiidae.
AUGAAUAUUAGCCGACAACUACUUCGGCGGCCACUGAUUGGUGGCCAACACGUGGCGGGCGGGGGUCUGGCGGGUGUGGUUCAGGUCCGCUACGCCCGGAGUAUAAAGCCGUGGAAUAUCGGUCCGGAGGGCGCGUGGAAGCAGUUGCGGGGCAAGAAAGUGAUCAAGGUGGAGUUGCCCGACUUCAACGAGAUCCGAUUGGACGCCAAACUGACGCCCGAAGAGGUGCGCUCUCGCAUGAAGGAGAAGGGAGUGGCGCCGCCCCGGCUCUACACCGAGAGGGAUAUGUUUCUCACGGCAACCAACGGAGUGCUCGACCCCUUCGUCCCGCCCGAAGGCGACGGCAAACACUCCAUCAUUUCCGGAUCAGGUGCGAAACAGCGUUACGAUGCGGUGACGAAGAAGGGCCGGUCGUUUCUGGCGCUGCGAAAGAUCCGCACCUACGAUGACGACCUGGAUGUGCCCACUUUCGCACAGCAGGCGCUCGACAUCUACAUUAAGGCACACCGAGCGCUGGCCGAUCGCGACUACGACCGACUCAUGGAUUACGUGACCGAAAACGCUUUCCCGCAGAUGACCCAUAAGGCCAACCAGAAGACCAUCAAAUGGCAGUUCGUGUCCGCCAUCGAGAAGCCCAUUGUAUCGCACAUACGAACGCUGGAUAUGUUGUCUAAAAACAAUCUGUUCGGUCAGAUGACUGUCCGACUCCACACCCGACAGAUUCUGGCCGUUUACGACCGGUUCGGCAUUUUAAUGCACGGCAGCGAAGCCGUCGUCAAGGAUGUGCUCGAGUACGUGGUGUUUGAGAAACAUGUGGCCAAUCUAUACGGCAAAUGGAGAGUUCACGCGAAGUUAAUACCCGAUUGGAUGCCACCGAAAGAGCCGAUUCGACGCACGUUUGUGGCGCCGCCGAAACUGCCGCCGAAGUCGGAGCGGGAGAUACUGUUUGAAAAGGAGGGCAUUAUGUCUGACCAGAAGAAGGCCGACAAGAAGGAGAAGGAGAAGCAGAAGAAGUUAGACCAACAGAAGAAGGACGGCGGCGGCGGUGACGGCCCGCAGCCGGCACUCGCCUAA